This is a messenger RNA of Cucurbita maxima (winter squash), 1138 nucleotides long. Its product is annotated as palmitoyl-monogalactosyldiacylglycerol delta-7 desaturase, chloroplastic-like. Gene Ontology annotation, biological process: lipid metabolic process. Gene Ontology annotation, molecular function: oxidoreductase activity, acting on paired donors, with oxidation of a pair of donors resulting in the reduction of molecular oxygen to two molecules of water. The transcript has 4 exons. Gene Ontology annotation, cellular component: endoplasmic reticulum membrane. Lineage: Eukaryota; Viridiplantae; Streptophyta; Magnoliopsida; Cucurbitales; Cucurbitaceae. The record is from RefSeq and is a predicted model, not a curated record. The coding region runs from base 23 to 1006 and encodes 327 amino acids.
AACCACACCAAAGCGCAGCAAAAUGGGCACUUCAAAACAAGAAUCAAAGCACAUGGCGAAGCCUGAAAUGCCAUUUUGUAGCAGAAAAUGGACCAACAGAGAGAAACUUGUUACAGUUACCUUUUCCAUUAUCCACAUCCUUUGCAUUUUUGCACCAUUCCAAUUCACUUGGAAUGCGUUUUGGGUCGCGGUUGCCUUAUACAUCAUUUCAGGUCUCUUUGGAAUAACUAUUUCGUAUCAUCGAAAUCUUUCACAUAGAAGUUUUAACCUUCCUAAAUGGCUUGAAUACUUAUUCGCAUACUGUGGAACUCAUGCAUUUCAGGGUGAUCCAAUCGAUUGGGUGAGUACUCAUAGAUGUCAUCAUCAAAAUGCUGAUACCGAAAGAGAUCCACAUAGUCCUACUCAAGGAUUUUGGUUUAGUUACUUGAUAUGGUUUUUGGAUUCCAUAACUUUGACUAAUAAAGUUUGUCCAGAGUACUUUAUUGAUAGUAAGGAUACAAAAAAAGGCGUUUUUACUUUGGUUUUGAAGUAUGGAAGGCCAAAUAAUGUUAGUGAUUUGGAGAAACAAACCUUUUAUAGGUUUAUUCAUGACACAUACAUUCUUCAUCCAAUAGCUCUUGCAAUCCUUCUCUACUUUGUUGGAGGAACACCCUUUGUUAUAUGGGGAAUGUGCGUGAGGAUCGUCAUGUUAUUUCACACAACCUUUAUGGUAAAUUCAAUUUGUCAUUCAUGGGGAAAACAACCAUGGAACACAAAAGAUUUGAGUAGAAAUAAUUGGUGGUUGAGUUUGAUAUCAUUUGGAGAAGCUUGGCACAAUAAUCAUCAUGCAUUUGAGUAUUCAGCUAGGAUUGGGGUUGAAUGGUGGCAGCUCGAUAUUGGUUGGUACGUUAUUUUGUUUCUUCAGACCAUUGGAGUGGCCACUGAUGUAAAACAACCCUCUCGAACUCACAAGCAAAGGCUAGCUAUGGACAAACCAAAAGAAGGCGUUUCAAAAUCAUUAAAAUAAUUUUUUUAAUUUCUUCAAUAAAUAUUUGAGAAUUGAAAAAUUAAUUAUGCCUAAUGUUUGUGUGCUUUGUUUAGAAGAUUUAAUUCAGUUACCUGUUACCAAAUUGAUGUAUUAUUAUGUAUGUCAGAUGUG